AUGGCACCGAGUCCGUUGACAACAGACGGUGGCCUGUGUGCCAUGCCCCUCUCAUCUUCGCCCCCUGUCUGGCAAGCUAUCAGGCGAGCGGAUGCCACAGCAAGCACUUCCAGCAUCGCUUCAUCGGAUUACCAGGUUCUUCGCAAAUCCCCCAAAAUGAACGAACGCGGAGACUUCAAUGGCACAUGUUCGAGGGAGCAGGCGAUGAUGAUCACACCAGAGACUCCAGAUGGAUCUUGCACGUCAUACUUCGCCGAUGUCACAGACUACUGCUGCGCGGCUGUUGGAGGCAUCUACAAUGCAACCUUCCAGGCAGUCAAUGUCUCCGACACGCAGGCCGUGGCCCUCGAUCACCCUAUCUGUGCGACGUCAAAUUAUGCAGACAUGUUCUCCUGCUACCAAUACGUCACCGAAUCGCAUUGCGUGUCAACAACACCUGUUCCGUACGGCGUCUGCAACAAGAACGGGCCAGACACGAGUCGAGUAAUCCGACAAGCAUCGUCGAGUGCUGCUUCAAGCGCCCCUACUUUGGCAUUGCGCUGGACCUUGGCUCUCACCGGCCUACUCGCGUGCUCUGCCAUACAGGCCAUGGCCGGCUAG
Messenger RNA from Ustilago hordei, 600 nucleotides. RefSeq lists its product as uncharacterized. Bases 1 to 600 code for a protein of 199 amino acids. NCBI's taxonomy places the organism in Eukaryota, Fungi, Basidiomycota, Ustilaginomycetes, Ustilaginales, Ustilaginaceae. The transcript is spliced from 3 exons. The record is from RefSeq and is a predicted model, not a curated record.